AGCGAGAAAUAGAAAGGGAGCGAGUGAGAGAGAAAACGAAACCUGCGUUCGUUUCCUAACCUGCAAUGGCAAAACAAUUACAGCAGGUGGCAUAUUCCAUUCACGGUUGACGUUAUAGAACCACCACUCAAUGACAAACACACACACCUUAGCACUGAUCGCUGCACAUUAAAACGUCAGUCCCCCUAUAACACCUGUCCUAUAAUAACCUUUAUCCUAUAAAUUAUAUUAUAUUAUAAAUUAUAUUAUAAGGUUAUUGUUCUUCCUCACCUAGGUCUAUAACACAAUUUUAUCCAUAUGUCAAAGUAUCUGAUAUCAACGUGCGUAAGAAUUUAAAUUAUAAGGGUUUUAAUAGUGUAAUGAAACAGCAGGGAGCAGGUCUCGAACCCUCGACCUUCGUGCCCGAGGCCCGGCGCGCUAUCGACUGUGCCGCAGCUUCGAUUUCCGCGCUUAUAAACCCAGGGUCGUUACACUACUCCCUCCAAAGAGCGCGUCCUCGCGCUAGCUUGCGACUCUACGUCUUACAGGAACGCGCUUACCGGCCAAGCGCACGCACUGUCAUGGAUGCGAGGUCCGAUCACUUCUGACGCCAAUGUAAUGAGACAGCAGGGAGCAGGUCUCGAACCCUCGACCUUCGAGCCCGAGGUCCGGCGCGCUAUCGACUGUGCAGCAAAAGCAUGCUCGUGUGGCAGAGUCGAUUUCCGCGCUUAUAAACCCAGGGUCGUUACACUAGCCUGAAAUCGAAACAGCUCUUUAAAAAAGUAAGCUGUGAUCUGUCUGGUUCUUGAACUUGACUGACAAUCGGGGGCUAUUAUGCUUAUUUUUUCAGCUGGCAACCAAUAGGAAGCCAAGAACACGUGGAUGCGACAGAUUUGGGACUGUGACAAGUAAAGUAGCCCUCAGAUGUCAGUGUAGACGGGGGAUGAGAGAGGGGAGGCAGCGUGGUUGACGAACAUACUUUUACGCAGUCAAACUCAGUCCAGACAAGAGGCUCACCUGUGCGGCGAAAAAGAUGAGCCAUCCAAAUGAGAAAGAUGCCUCUGACACAACCGAGAGUAAACCUAAAUCCCACAUGCUCUCGUACUGCAUCGAAAGCAUUCUCGGCCGGAGAAGUCCUCUCAAAGUCAGACUCACAGGAAUGCAAAGUUUACCAAUGCUGGCUGGAAGAGUGGAGCAUAAUGCGUCUUUGGAAGUCUCUCAGAAAAAUGCCGACAUACACCUGCCCACCAAGUUGCGGCGUCUAUAUGGCCCAGCGGGGAAGUUCAUGGACUCCAGCCGCGGAGUUCGCGAUCAUGAGAAGCAAAAAGACAGGGAGCGUACUCUAGACAAAGCCCAUGAAAUUCUGAAAAUCACUCAGGCGCCACAAGUUAACAUCAGCCGCAGUAAAUCAUACAGGGAGAACGCGUCCCACAGUCCGAGAGAGGAAGAACAGAACCUCGGCCGAGAGAAAGAGGGGCAGGGUGAACUUGGCGCCCCAAAGUUCGAGGACACUUGCAAGGAGCGCAUCUGCGAAGACGUAGAAACGUCCCCAAAGAACGGGGAGAGUUUGCACAUUGAUGGAGAUGUAAAAGAUAGCGAGGACAACGUGUGCCUUUCAGCUGGCAGUGACUCAGAGGAGGGGAUGCUAAAGCGAAAACAGAGGAGAUACAGGACUACGUUUACAAGUUAUCAACUUGAGGAGCUGGAGAGAGCUUUCCAGAAGACGCACUACCCGGAUGUGUUCACAAGGGAGGAGUUAGCGAUGCAGUUGAAUCUCACCGAGGCGCGUGUGCAAGUGUGGUUCCAGAACCGUAGAGCUAAGUGGCGGAAACGAGAGAAAUCUGGGGUACAGACUCACCCCCAGGGCCACACCAUCUCUGGACCCCUGGGUGCAGCACACCACCUAAGCCACUACCUGGAGGGAAGUCCCUUUUCGCCCCACUCUCACCCCUCCCUGGACUGUGCCUGGACAGCUGCUACCACCUCAUUCCAGGGUCUAACCCACCCCCUCUCCUGCUCUUCCUCCCCCCUGGGAUUUGGCCCCUUCCUGGGAGCAGCCAUGUUUAGACACCCCACCUUUAUUAGCCCCUCCUUUGGAAGACUCUUCUCCAGCAUGGGUCCCCUGACACUCUUACGUCAGCCCAUACCUGCAGUAGAGGCCCCAGUCCAGCCCCCAACGGCCUUGUCAGAGGCCUCCCCCUCCUCGCCUGUAGACCGCCGGGCCUCCAGUAUCGCAGCACUGCGCCUCAAAGCCAAAGAGCACUCAGCUCAGCUGACACAAGUCAACAUCCUACCUUCCAGCACCACUGGGAAGGAGGUGUGUUAGGAGACAUUAAACCCCCUCCAAUUCCUUCUGCAUGGAGCAGGAGUCAUGACCAAAGGAAUAGCAGCUUUGAAGUGGUAGGCACUUAUAGCACAACAAGGCCUCAUCUUUCCCAGUUAGUUGUCUCAAUGUUCUGUUACUCCAGACUGUCCACAACAUGCUUUCCUCAUGAACUGAGGAAGAGAGAAGAAAUACAAAUAGUGAACUCCCUGCCCUUUGACCCUCAGGAAUGACCCAUUAGCAGCCUCGCACAGGGUACUACAGGCCACCAAAGGAACAGCUCUAGGCCCUGGAGAGAUUUAAAAGGAGAGCAAUGCUGUUGAUCAUAUAAGCCCAAUGUAUGUUUAGUGUAUUGAUGAUAUGGUGUUUGUUGAUAGAUAGAUUUUCGCAGUCUUAUUAAAUUACUUGGGUAUUCAAGUUAUUAUUUAUGAUCAAUCAUAUAUGAGCCAGAAGCAAGUUUUCAGGAGGAACAUUUUACAUAUAUAUAUAUAAAAUUAAGUUUUCUUUCCUGGUUUCAGAUGAAUCAGUUGACAAAAAACUGUCAAAUGCAAAACUUUGCACCUUUGCUUGCUUUGAACUGUGUUGCAAUGAAAUGAAAAAUGCUAAAUGAAAUCAUUCUGAGGACAGAAUUGAGAGGUGUAUUCAACAGCAUGAAACAGUAUUAACAAGCUUGCAAAAGAGAAACAGAUGUGUCUCCAAAAAUACUCUUGCCCAGUAUGGAUUGAUGGAGCCUAGUUCAUAGUCCCAUUGAUGGAUCUCAAGAGCUGGAUUCAACUCUUAAACAGGGACAAAGGUGUGGAUUAAGGGAUUUAUAUGGUCAUAUUUAUUUUGCAACAAAACGUAGACCGGCAUUAAAAGACAUUAAAAAAAUACUGAUUUUUUUUUCAUAUGUGGUGCGGUAGCCUACCAUCUCAUUAGAUGUUGUUUUUCCUCUUGAUCUCGCGUCUUAAUUCGGGACCCCUACCAUUGGCUAUUAACUUGACAGCAGUUACCGCUCCUUUUUUUUUUUUUUUUUUACCUUUAUUUAACUCUUCUGCUCAAUUUGACCCCGUCUAUGCUGUUGAACCAAAUCGCGUGAAAUUACCUCUCGGAUUAAUAUCCCUUUUUAUUGAAAAUCCUUUGCGUCUUUUAUUUACUAAUCUCGUCUAAUUUAAACGACACAAUAAAGCGACUUUUAGAUAAAAGGGUCCCUAGAAGUAGCUGUAUUUCAGUUUCACCAGCUGGAUUCCCUUUAGUAUAGGGGCAUUGUUACAAGGGCUAACUAUUUCCCAACUAUCUUUCCAAGUGUUUUCCAAGCGUUUAUAUCUAUGUGUAUAUGUGCGCGCAUUUUUAGCCAUCACUUUCCCCUUUUCAAAUAGCAUGGCGUAAUAAUUAACCCAAAUAAACUGUCCAAAUAAAUAUUUUAAAAUGUAACAUUGUUUUCAUGACAACGCAUUUCGUCGGCAUCUCAAGAAAGCAUCUUUAAAAAUGGACAAUAACCCGAUUAGUGAAGCCUGUUCCAGGAUGAAUAAACCUUAAAAAUCGACUGGAGAUAACGUUGAAUGACUGAGUGACCGAUUUUGAAAAGCAAAGAAUGACUGAAGUAUGGCACUCAUUGUGUGACUUGCGUCAAUUCUCUUGCAGCUCAUUCUCCUUCAUCCAAUUAGAAUACGUUAUUUAUUAAGCGGUUUGUCAUCUCAUAGCUUUCCAUUCAGAGCAACAAGGAAAUCACUUUGUUAAAAGGCUGGGGGUUCCAUUAUUUCCCUGAGGCAGGCUACUUACAUAUUCGACAAUGUCAUGAAUAAUGGCGAGAGAAUAAUAGUCCAGGAUAGGCCUACACCAAUCCCCCUUCAAAGGACUAUCAGCAACACAGUAAAUUGAAUUUCAUUGAGUAGCCUAAUCCAAGGGAACUCAGAGGCAAGAAGAAAACAAGGAACAGCCAAACACCUGUCAUAUUGUGAUGGGUGGUUGAGAGGCUUUGGCAUAUAGCCCCAAAGAGGGAAACAGGUCAUGCUGAAACACUCUUCUGAAUGCCAAGAUGUAUUUGAACACAUUUGACCACACACAAGAUGUUUAAUCAGACUAAAGAACAACAGCACAUGCAGGCAAUGAAACAAUAAAGUCCAACGAGUUAUAAUUUGGAUAAACAGAGGCAAAAAAAUGAGUAAGUGCAUUAGGCAUCAUUAGCCACCAAUUUGAAGUUGUCACUGUGCAACUUACGCCUCAAAUGCAAGGCAUUUUGUUGGAUCACAAAUUAGUCCAUCAAUAAGAUAAAAGAGAGAGAGAGAGAGAGAGAGGGAGAGAGAGAGAGAGUGUGAGUGAACUCACUCUGUAGAUGGCAUAUUGACUUUUCCCACCAGGUUGGAGAAAAGGGGACUAUUUACUCCACCUCACAGCUGUAGGGGAGUUACAGCCAAACUUUCACUUACUGCCAUGUAGGCAGAGAAGGAGGAGAGAGGGAGAGAAAGGAAGAGGAAGGUGGGCAUUGGGGAGUUGGCUCAGAGAUAGAGAGGUGUACAAAAUAUCAUAACAAAUUAUAUUCUAUUAUAGAAAAAACAUUUUCAUUUUCAAUAAACUUUCAAAUGUAACACC
Oncorhynchus nerka (sockeye salmon) is the source of this 4873-nucleotide messenger RNA. Its product is annotated as aristaless-related homeobox protein-like. The transcript is spliced from 5 exons. The record is from RefSeq and is a predicted model, not a curated record. Bases 1013 to 2305 code for a protein of 430 amino acids. Gene Ontology annotation, molecular function: DNA-binding transcription factor activity, RNA polymerase II-specific; RNA polymerase II transcription regulatory region sequence-specific DNA binding. Lineage: Eukaryota; Metazoa; Chordata; Actinopteri; Salmoniformes; Salmonidae. Gene Ontology annotation, biological process: regulation of transcription by RNA polymerase II.